Centruroides sculpturatus (bark scorpion) is the source of this 704-nucleotide messenger RNA. Its product is annotated as hsp70-Hsp90 organizing protein 3-like. Lineage: Eukaryota; Metazoa; Arthropoda; Arachnida; Scorpiones; Buthidae. Gene Ontology annotation, molecular function: Hsp90 protein binding. The record is from RefSeq and is a predicted model, not a curated record. The transcript is spliced from 6 exons. Bases 128 to 691 code for a protein of 187 amino acids.
AGAAAAAUUAAAAAAAUGUAAUCGUUUUAAAGCUUGAUAAAAAUAAUUGACAAUUAUCUUGUAGUACACGUGAUUGCAUGAUGGAGUAGAUUGGUUGAUAAGAGGAUUUAGGUUUUUAUGAUUUAUAAUGCCACCUUCCCAGGUAUUAGAAUUGAAAGAGAAAGGAAAUGAGAGUUUGAAAAAAGGCAAUUAUGCCGAAGCCAUGAUCCAUUAUACCCAUGCAUUGAAAUUAGAUCCAAGUAAUUAUCAGCUUUAUAGUAAUCGAUCUUUGGCCUUUCUUAAAUUACAGCAAUAUUAUUAUGCAUUGGAAGACGCUAAACAAACUAUAAUUUACAAACCAGACUGGGCAAAGGGUUAUUUUAGGAAAGGAGAAGUGGAAUUUCAAACAGAACAUUAUUCUGAUGCCAUUGAAUCAUACAGGAAAGCACUACAGUUAGAAGACGAUCCAAAUUUAGUAGAUGCUAUAAGAAAAGCAAAACGUGAAUUAUAUUUGUUAAGAAAAGCUGAUGUUCAGUAUCCAUGGAUCGGAGCAGGUGUUGGUUUUAUAUUAGGAGCAUUGUUAGUGGCUGCAGAUAUUGUUAUCAAAGAGGAAUCAUUUUUACAGCAUCCAUUCUUAAAAGUAUUACUUAUUGUUGUGACAGUUUCUAUUUGUUAUGCAGUAACAAAAUGGCAUAGGUAUUACAAGUUUUAAUCAUUUUAUAUAA